This is a messenger RNA of Fonsecaea nubica, 1341 nucleotides long. RefSeq lists its product as hypothetical. Bases 1 to 1341 code for a protein of 446 amino acids. The transcript has a single exon. The record is from RefSeq and is a predicted model, not a curated record. NCBI's taxonomy places the organism in Eukaryota, Fungi, Ascomycota, Eurotiomycetes, Chaetothyriales, Herpotrichiellaceae.
AUGUCUCAAAAUAAGGAUAUCUCUGAAGAGAGUACUUCGACGACGCUUUCUGAGGGUCUUACUCGGUCGCUUGUCCUAAAACAACUACUCGACAAACAGGUUGCUACGGAUAUUCUCAAGCGAACACUAUCAGUUGGUUCAGUACAGUCAACCGCCUCAAGCUCGGCGGAGUGGAUGAACGCAGGCAGAUUCGAUAACCGCCCCGAUCUGCGAGAUAUUGGGCGAGGCAGCUGCGGUAGUGUAUUCGAGAUUCCAGGAACCACGCAAGCUAUCAAGAAAGGCGCCAAUGCCGACUCGAUCUGGACUGACUUCUGCUUGACGAACUGUGCCUACAAUAGCUACCUUUCCUGGGCUCGCUUGCUAGCAGAAAACUUCCCUGGACGUCGCACACCGCGAGUGCCUCGAGCACGGCAUUUCCACGGGCCUGAGGCCCACGAAUUCUGGACUGCGAGCAUUUCAAGGUUCCCCAAGGAAGACCAGACUACAGCCGCAGUAUUCUACCUCGAUCGCAUCUUGCCAGUACCUUCCCUUACGCGUGAAGCCCUCAUCCGCCAGUUCUACCAGGACGACAAGCAGGUGCAGCACGAUGUCCACAUCCACCCUCCUAACAAAGACUGUCUCAUCCGCGUCUACUUCGGUGAGAACAAGCCGGAUGCCACUCUCUACGGCCCAACGGACUCGCUUCGAAAUUUCCCUCUCUACCUGGAUCAAGCAAAGAUGAUAGGUCUCAACGUCAACGCAUAUGCGGAAGAGAUGGCCAUGGGACUCGCUAUUCUACACUGGCAAGCCCAAAUUGACGCACAAGACACCGAAUUCGUCAUUGGCAGCUCGACAGUGAAUCCAUUUGCUGCGCAGCGCCCGUAUCCUACGAUUUUCAAGCGUCCGGUAUCGUCUAUGGACAACUUCAGCCGACGAGAAACCCAAAUGUGGAUGUUAGAUUUUGACAAAUGUUCCGCAGUUGACCUGCACUCGAAGAACCCGUCGUCAGAUAUAGUCCAGAAGUACCUUGUCGCCGUUACCGGAAACGACCCUUACUUCCCACACCCUCGUCGCGAUCCCGAUCUCUGGCAACGAUUCCGCAAAGUCUACCUCCAAGCAAGUGAAAUCAUUAUCACGACCCGGCAACAACUAAAGCCGCGUGUGGCAAAGCUUCCCGCUAUGUUGAUAAAGCAGUGGGAGCUAUGGGGCGAUGAGAACAUGGCAGCGGAGGAAUUUGACCCUUUUGAAAGAAAUCCUGGGCAAGAAGAAGAAGAAGAAGAAGAAGACGGUGAUGACAGUGAGUCAGAGGUUGAUGAUGGUGAGGGUGAUCAUGGAGAAGACAGUCCGGAAAGCGACGCAUGA